GCAAGGCUUGCUUUGCUAGCCCAUGACUCGCGCAACCCGCUGCCAGCAGAGUGGCAAGACUCGAGAAUCACAACUUGGCUGCGAGUCCCCGUGCUACUUAAAGCUUGCAGUGCGCCCGCCCCAUCAGUACGCAUCAAAGCAUACACAAGAAUCAAAUUAAAGUUAAAUAUCUGUGAGAUGGCCUCUAAAGGCCUAUCGCCACCAAAAUGGCGGACAGCUGCGGCCUCUUUUGGUCGUUUCCAUGCGAAUGCUAGGAACACAAGAUUCGUUUAGAUGUUGCCUCAAUUCGUAAGUGAAUUCAAUUUUAGCAAAUUUUACAGACACUUUUGGGUAAAUCACUGUGUGAAAGAACCAGAAAACUUCAUUGUCAUACCUCAUACCGCCCUCUGUCGGCCAACUUCGUAACUGUUUCUGACGUGACUCGUUUCCAACGGCUUUGCAACAGUCUCCGUCUCGUCUUGUUCCUUCAUGUUUCUGUACGACAUAAUGUUCUGGCUUGUGUCAAACUGUUUGUCAGCCUAGCGCCUAAAAAGAGUUUGUGUCAUCGGUGUGCACGUGAAAACAAUGCUCCAGGACGUCUCCAGUGUGUGAAGACUGCAUUGCGAGCUUGGUCGUCUGUGGAGGAAUGGGCGGUGCAGCGGUGUGAUUAUUGUGCUACGACCCAACAAUCGCCAUGCAGAACGGUUGCGCGACCGGUUCCGCAAGAACCCUUCUUGUCCAGGAGUUCAAGGAGUGGAAGAAUGAAAACAAAGCAUCUUUGUCACUCGUCAGCGACAGCAUUUGCGACGACGGCCGAGUCUGCUUGAAACUGAGCCUCGGACGCGACAAGAUCUUCUCGCUGUUGUGUCCCGCGGAGUACCCCGAAUAUGAGGACAACUUCUUCGCCGAGUCCGAAUCCGUCAACCACUUGUGGUUGAACGCUCUCAAUGAGUUUAUCCUAGAUUCUGAUGUGGGGCUAACGCUAGAGGCCAUUCUUUGGAAAGCUAACUCGUUGGAUUCCCGGGUUCGGUAUAGUCCCUCCAACAGUUCUGAUGAUGAAGAUGAAAACGAAGAAUUCAUGGUCUUGGAAGAGGAGGAUGAAGAGGAUCUCAUGGAAAGGGCGUUAUGGGAUAAAGAAAAACAGUGGAGAGCUAAAGAGGCCAAGAUAAGAGCUUCUAUGAAAGAAGCAGAAGAAUCUGGACCUUCCACAUCAACUGGUGGGGGUGUCAAAGACCAGAAGUCGUUACAGGUUUUCAGCAACUUUGCUGCUUCCGGAAUUUUGACCAAUGAUCUCAAGCACAUCAUCAAAACUGCUAGUGAAACUGGCAUUGAUGUCGAACCCAUUGAUAGCAAUAUCUAUGAGUGGUCUGUGAGGUUCAGCAAGUUCGAUCCAAACAGCAAGCUGCAGCAGGACUUGAACCUUCUCAAAGAAACUCAUGGUAUUGGCUACAUUGAACUCCAGCUCGAGUUCACAAUGGAUUUGUACCCGUUCUAUCCCCCUGUGACCAAGAUGGUUCGUCCUCGACCUGAGGGAUCCGUGCGUUUCAUGCUCGCUUGCCUGGAUAUUCUGAAACUAUCAUCCUGGAACCCCACGUGUGGCAUGAUAACUGUUCUUGAAGAAAUAAAGGACUAUCUUGCUAAGCAUGCUGUUCUUCAUGUUGAUACUGCGUUCCGAUCAAGUAUUCUUCUACCCAUUGAAAAUAGCCUGCUGCAACUGGCUCUUGUCAGUGAAGUUAUGCCUCAUGAGAUCGCUGGUGCUGUAGCUCGACCCAAGUCUGGCAUUUAUGGAUCUAGUAGUACUUCAUUGACCAAGUCCAACCCGUCAAGUAUGUCGAGCCUGUCAGGAGCGUCUGGCUCUUCGAGUGUCGCUGGGCCCUCAGGGGUCAUGGGAUCUUCUGCUGCAUCCACUGCCGACACAUCUGGAGCGUCAGGUACAUCUAUGUCUUCAUCUUCAUCUACUUCAUCCACCUCAUCAACAUGUUCUUUGGUUUCUGAUACAUCAAAAACAUCAAUGAAUGGAGAAGACAAUGACAAAGUCAUCCCCAACCCCGUCAAUGUAUUUUUACUCACAAAUGACAAAUUGACAGCACCCAAAAGUCAUCCCGUAUUUAUGUCUGGUCCUUUAACAAGUUCCACAUUUUCAGAAGACUAUUCCCUCCUCAAGAACAAGGUGAUGAAUGCUUUGCGGCAAAAUAUUGGCAAGAAACCUAAAUUUCCUGAUGGCACUGGCUACAGCACAUUCAGCGACAAAGGUUGGGACAUCAAUGCUCACAUAGCGGUGGAGAAAGAAAAAGACAAGAAGAUAGAGGCUGUUUUGCAGAUAAUUCUGCUGGAUUUGCAAGAGUACCUUCAGCAUUAUGACCGGUGGUUAAAACCAGCUGAUGAACCUAUGGCUGAUGGUUCAGAAAUAAACGAUGAGGCGAUGGUUUGCAAUGGCCACCCCAGUCAACCAUCUGCAACAAAAACAGUUCCUGAGUCGACAUCUUCAGAGGCAGCCCAAGCCCAGACUGUGACUUCAAAUGACAAAAGUGCAAGUCCCUUAGGGAAAGACAAAGUCCAUUUUCCUAAUCAGAGUGACGCCACUCGGCAACUUUAUGAGGCUUUAGAGGCAUCGACACUCAUCCCUUUCAUUGAGCAAAAGCUACAGGUGGACUCAUUCCUUGAGAUCUGUCGCCACAAGUCAGUGUAUAGAUGUGUGAUUGACAUUCUUUCACUGAUUGCUGGUAGACUUUGGCUUGCAAGAUUGCUGUGGAAACAACCAGGUCAAAAGAAAUCUAUCUAUUCUCUUCUACUAGGUAUUAAAGACAAGGCACAGAAAGUUCUUGACAGAUAUAAGAUUGCAGCUGAAUCUAGUCACUCUAAAAAUGAAAAGAAAGGCAAAAAGCGUGCCAAUUCAGGUAGCCGGGAUAAAGAUAAGACAACUAGAAGAAGUAAAGUUGGAACAGCGUCCAAUUCCAAUCCAUUGGGAAUGGAUGACUCUGAGGAAGAGGCAGGCCCCUCUGGUGCUAUCAAUAUCCAUGGUGCAGUGGACUUCAAUGAGUUGCACGGCUUGCAUGGGGACUAUCCUCUGGACGAUUCUGACGGCUCUGACGUGUUGGCACAUUUUGAUGAAUUUGGGCAAGGAUUUCCGUCCUCACCCAACAAAAAGGGUGUUACCACAAGAAGCGGUUGGAACCUGGGGAAAAAUCAAAAGGCUAAAUCAUGGAACGCAUCUGCUAAGGGAGCUAGUGGAAGCUCUGGGAAGGCCUCAUCUAGUGCUACAAAAUCUUCUUCAAGUGCUACAAAGUCCUCUUCGAGUACAAGCAAGGCCGCAGCAGCAAGCACUGCUAAGGCAUCCACCAGUUCCCCCAAAGCUUCUGGAAGUGCCUUGAAGCCUGCAGCUGCUGGGCCCUCCAAAGUGCCCGUCAGCACGAAAGCUCCUGCCAGCGCCUCAAAGGCGUCUGCUUGCUUCUUGUCCAAGCCUCAGAUGCCCAGCACCUCAAAAGCCCCUGCAGCUAUGCUCAACAUGGAUGGUCCCUCUGGAGGCAUUUCUGGGCUGCAUUUUGGAUCCUAUAAGCUGAAACUAUUUCAAGGCAAGCAGGAUCCCAAGAAAGGAGGUCCCAGUACAUCUGGCUCAUCCUCAUCAAGCAACAGUGCUGCUAAGGAUGAGACCUCCUCUGUUGGCCUUACCGGCAUUUUAGCUAAUAUAGGGCUGACGUGGCCCCCCUCUUGGUCUGCUGUAACCCAUGACCAUGACCCUCCCCCAAUAGACAUUACCCCACUGGAUCCUGCGGGUGAUGAGCAGCUUGCUCAGGACUUCUUCGAUCUUGCCUUGAAAGUUGAGAAAGUGAUUGAACAAUUAGGCUACCCUGGUUGUGACUCCCCUGAGCACUCUGACGAUCCGUUGGAAAUGCGAAGGGCCUCUGUUAUAACAUCAACAUCUCAAGUCUUAAAUGAAGAACUUGCAACCAAGUAUAUCUCUGCUCUGAAGGAGAUGCAAUUUGAUAGCUGUGAUAUUGAUGUAUCAAAUUCGUCAUCCCAUACAUACAUUGCGAAUUUCAAUUCUGCUUUGCCACCUGGGCGUGCUCAAAUGAUGAGGAUUGCUCAAGAACUGGCCUCGUUCUCCACAUCCUUGCCCUUAGAUCUUGCUUCAGCCAUAUUUGUGAGAUCGGAUGAUGCUAAAAUGACACUCCUUAAAGCAAUGAUCAUUGGUCCUGAUGGAACUCCAUAUGCAAGUGGAUGUUUCUUAUUUGAUAUUUUCCUCCCUGCAAAUUAUCCGAAAUCUCCUCCCAAAGUGACACUAAGAACUACCGGAAGAGGGACAGUUCGAUUCAAUCCCAAUCUUUAUGCAAAUGGUAAAGUGUGUCUGUCACUUCUGGACACAUGGAAUGGACUGCAAGGAGAACAGUGGAAUGAAACUUCCACACUACUACAGGUUCUGGUGUCAAUUCAAAGUUUAAUCAUGGUAGCAGAGCCUUAUUUCAAUGAGCCUGGAUAUGACUCAUUGAUGGGCACAGUAGAUGGCAAAUCUGCAAGUGAAUCUUACAACCAUAAUGUUAAGUUAAACACAGUUCGUCUUGCCAUGAUAGAAAUGCUCAAAUACCCACCUGCGGACUUCCAGGAAGUUAUUAAAACCCACUUCAGAAUAAAGCGAAGGCGUAUCAUUCAGGACAUUGAUGAUUACCUUGCUGCUUAUCCUACUCUUACCUCACUAGCCAAGUCAAGCAAAGCCCUCAAGUCUGAGUUGAUGAAGCUCAAGGACUGAACACAGUAUUUAUCAGCAUGGACCAAGAUUCAUGUGUUUCUGUUCUCCAUUGUUUCUCCACAUCUACUUAGGAUUUUUUUAUCAUUUUUUUUAAAGUCAGAGUGUUUGAUGUGGGAUUUGUGGUUUCUUCAUUGCCUUCUGGAGGUGGAGAUGUGAUCAACUAUAGACUUGAUAGUGCUAGACAUGCUUGUGGUGUUUUGACUGUUAUUCAAAAUCUGGAAAAAAAUUAAGACAAAAACAAAACAAAAAAAAAGUAACGAUAAAAAGGGGUUAUAAAAUUGUGACAUAUCUUAUGAAUACAGUGUAUGUUGAAGGUCAUGUUUUUACGGAGCUACUGCAUAAAUUGACUCUCUGGGUGAAUUGUGCCUUUGGCCAUUGUGGUAUAGAAACGUAACCACUUUGAUGUUAAACUCUUUAAUUUUUAACCCAUGUCUUCUUGGAAAAAAUUAUUUUAGUGUAUCUUCUGGAGUGGGUUGCUCUAAGCCUAUUAAAAUCAUGAUUACCACUGUCAUCUAGUCAGGUCAAGGUAGCUUCAUGUAUGUAAACUAACUGUAUGUCAGUGUUUUUGUAAGCUCGUCUGAGCUUUUUCUGUAUCUUUUCCAUCAUAUGUUUCUUUGUUCUAAUCAUAGUUGUAUGGUUGUCAGUGGUUUCUAUGACCUUCAGCCUCUGAAUUUUUUUUUAUCCAAUUGGGGAUCAAACUGUUUCCUUUUAUUUUUCCUUUAUUUCCCUAACUUACUGAUCAGUCUGUUCUUCAAAAUGACUUAGAAUCCCUUGUUCUUGUUGCUACAAGCCACGUUAGUACAUUAUGUAUCUAGUAAUUUAAAAAAGAAAAUCUUAUCUCAUAUUUUAAUGUAUAGAAAUGUUAUUGUUUUUGUUCUCGAUAAAGCUUAUAAAUUUGUUCAAAUUGAAAUUAUGCGUAGGGACGUUAACGCAUAGCUCUCUUAUGAGAUCCACUGCACUUAUGUCGCUUUAGUGCGUUGAGGAAGUUUCUCUUCUUUUAUGGGUUGUAUGUCCUGAAAAAUAAAUUUUAAUUCUUUGUGAUAAUAGGUGUGCUUAGCAAUUAAAAUACGUGUAAGGUUUAUGUUUGCAGAGGAAUUUCAGUCAAACAUUUGACUUUGCUUUGUGUUAUUAUUAAGAAAUUGCAGAGAUUUUUGGUUGUUUUUAAUCAGAAGCAGUCAGAUAUUUCCUACUGUAAAGAUCUGAUCUGAAGAAACUAGUUUAUAAUAUUACCAAAUGUUUUCUUUGCUGCCUUGUUUCAUUCUCUUGGUUCUUUGCUUUUUAAUUUCAUUGUCCAUGUGUGUUCAAGCCAACAAAUGUUACUGUCUUAUUUACGUUCUUGUUACUGUUGCAGUUAUUUUGUUUGUGGCAGCUGACUGUGAGCAUUUGAGUUUCAAACAUGCAAAUUAGAACUAUGUAAGUUGAUGUCCAGUGUAGUGUUUGAUAUGGAACACACCUUACUUCAUUGAACUGAUAAAUUUGCAUGUGCUGUUUUCUAUUUUUCUUUUUUCUUGCACAAUUAUAUCUGGAUGUUGCCUGUAGCUUCUUAAGUUUUUAAAAAUCCAAUUGGGGAUCAAACUAUUUACUUUUCUUUUCCCUUUAUUUCCUCAACUUUAAGAUCAGUCUGUUUUCUCUGUACAUUUAUUGUUAUUGUGGCAACAUUGUUGGAUUAAAAUUGGUUAUCAAAGCAAUUUA
Molecule: messenger RNA, 6415 nt
Organism: Thrips palmi
Lineage: Eukaryota; Metazoa; Arthropoda; Insecta; Thysanoptera; Thripidae
Exons: 11
Coding region: 674-4723 (1349 amino acids)
Biological process (GO): negative regulation of apoptotic process
Cellular component (GO): nucleus
Molecular function (GO): cysteine-type endopeptidase inhibitor activity; ubiquitin conjugating enzyme activity
Source: RefSeq, a predicted model, not a curated record